AAGAUGGCGUGACAUUCAAUUUUCACAAAGAAAAAGAUCCUUUCUUGGCAGCAUUAAGUACAUUACAAUUGAAAUCGAAAUAAAUCAUGAACAAAAUCUUGAAACUAUCCUCAACAAAUACCCUCCAACAAAAGCACAUACAUGUGAAGUCAUAGUUACAGAAAAACACAGAGCCAAAAAUAUCAGUUAUUCUUGUUUCGUGUCCCGUGAAUACAAUUCAGAUUCACUUUGGCCGGGCUGCUUAAUGCUAGCCUUCGCAUCUGCAAGAAAUUUAUGAUCGGGCUCGUGUUUAUGUGAAGGCUCUUUCAUGGCCAUGUAAAUGUAAAAUGCUAUGACCACAUUGACCGAGAUGACCGCAAGGACCCCACUCCAUAUCGUGAGAGAGUCGUGAGAGAUGUGAGAAGAUCCUGCCAUAAUUGAGCACAACUGGGAGGUCUGGAUUAUCGUUGCCCUUCCUCUUCUACUCGUGAAGUGAGCUGAACCCAAGAACUGAAAACCAGUUAGCAGAAGAAAUGGGUUUCGCUACCAUCAGAGAGUGAUAAAGAACCCCUCGUUAUUGUUUCUCCUUAUUAAACCCCUUCAAAUUUUCGCCACCCUCUGCUCGGCCCCCUCUGCCCGCCCGCAGUUCGCGGCUUAGUAAUCGCGUUUGCACCUUCUGCAUAUCCAGAGGUACUUCGACGGUAGCAGCGAUGUGCGCAUCUCCGCCGUCCGUUCAUGUGAAGGACCGUAUUGAUCUGACGGACAAGGAGAAGCAGAUAUUCGACCGUCUUCUCCAAGUCCUGAACCACUUCAGUCUCCAGACGCAGCUUAGGGUCGCCGGCGGCUGGGUUCGCGAUAAGCUUUUGGGGAAAGAAUGUUUCGAUAUCGAUAUUGCCCUAGACAAUAUGCUGGGGAAGGAAUUUUGUGAUAAAGUGAACGAGUAUUUAUCUUCUAAAGGUGAAGAGGCUCGAGGAGUAGGUGUCAUACAGUGCAAUCCCGAUCAGUCGAAACAUUUGGAGACAGCUAGAAUGCGCCUUUUUGACGUUUGGAUUGACUUCGUGAACUUAAGAUCCGAGGACUACAGUGAGAAUAGCCGUAUCCCUACAAUGAGGUUUGGCACUGCUGAAGAGGAUGCUUACAGAAGGGAUUUAACUAUCAAUAGCUUGUUCUACAACAUCAAUACGAGUUCAGUCGAAGAUUUCACAAAAAGGGGAAUUGAGGACUUAAAAGCUGGAAGGAUAGUAACUCCAUUACCUCCAAAGCAGACAUUCUUAGACGAUCCACUUCGAGUUCUCCGAGCUAUACGUUUUGGUGCAAGGUUUGGAUUCUUGUUGGAUGAAGAACUGAAGAUAGCUGCUGCAGAUAAUGAUGUCAGAGAAGCUAUUGCUGAUAAAAUCAGUAGAGAGCGUAUUGGUCAUGAGAUUGAUCUUAUGAUUUCUGGAAAUCAGCCCAUGAGAGCAAUAGCCUAUGUCUCUGAGUUGCAGCUCUUUUGGGCUGUAUUUAGCCUUCCAAGUGAGACGGAACCUUCAUCUCCAGAAGGAUGUGACAGAUAUAUGUUUGAUGAAGAGAGGAGGCUCUGCCUUUAUGCUGCUCUGUUCCUUCCCUUUAGAAAUGUUAUUUACAGAGAGAAAAAAGGCAAAAAGAUACCGGUAGUAAAUUACCUCUUCAAGACAUCUCUCAAGCUGAAGAACAGUGAUGCAGAAACUGUAAUCAGCUUGCAUCUUGCAGCAAAAAAAUUCCUGCCUUUGAUUCCUUCGCUGAUCUCCGAUGAGAAUUUGCAAGCUCUUCAAGUCGACAAGAAAACAUUAACUAUUGAUGUCCCUGCAGCUUUACAACUCAGAAUACUGACCGGAUUGCUGCUUCGAGAAAUCAAGGAAUUUUGGCGGGCUGCAUUGGUUCUUUCUCUGCUCUUAUACCCUGCAGAUAUUGGUUUGAGUGAAAAUUUGUCAGUUGAGUACACGGAAUUGAACGAGAGAAUAGAAAUAUAUAACAGUAUUGAGAAAGCAAUCCUCGAAAUGGGGCUGGAGAAAGUCUGGGACUUGAAACCACUGGUGAAUGGUAAAGACAUCAUGAGCGUUUUGGAGCUAAAAACGGGAGGGCCCGUCGUGAAAGAAUGGCAACAAAAAUUGCUCCAGUGGCAACUCGCGCAUCCUUCUGUAUCUGCAGAUGAGUGCAUUGAUUGGAUGAGGCAAAACCACUCAAAACGCGCCAGGAUAGAGUAACUUUGUUCACCCAAAUUCUCACAUUAAUGCUAAAAAGUAGCUUUUAUGAAUUUUCGAUUUUGUGUACAGAAGUUUUCCCGGAAGAACUUUAUUCCAUACGGAUAGAUUAGGGUUAUGUUUGGUAGACCAAUAAGCUAGCUUAUAGCUUAUUCGGUUAGCUUAUAAGCUUCCUGUUUUCAAAUAAGUUCUGUUUGGUAGGACGGACUUUUUUAAAAAGCUCGAGCUUAUUUGAUAAGCUUCUUUGGGUAGCUUUUCAAAUAAGCUCAUUGAAAUUUUUAUUUCAGCUAGCUUAUCAGCUAGUUUUACCAAACACUUUUAUCAUAUAAGCUAGCUUUUCAGCUAUAAGUCAUAAGCUAUAAGCUAUAAGCU
This is a messenger RNA of Striga asiatica, 2570 nucleotides long. The record is from the annotation of a GenBank genome assembly. Lineage: Eukaryota; Viridiplantae; Streptophyta; Magnoliopsida; Lamiales; Orobanchaceae.